Molecule: messenger RNA, 2202 nt
Organism: Melospiza melodia melodia
Lineage: Eukaryota; Metazoa; Chordata; Aves; Passeriformes; Passerellidae
Product: acid-sensing ion channel 2
Exons: 11
Coding region: 213-1760 (515 amino acids)
Biological process (GO): sodium ion transmembrane transport
Cellular component (GO): plasma membrane
Molecular function (GO): ligand-gated sodium channel activity
Source: RefSeq, a predicted model, not a curated record
GAGCAAGAGUUUGAAUGGAUUUUAUAUAAAUAUUUACCCCGACGAAGCUACUGCUGAGCUCGUGGGAUAAACUCGCAGCAGCUGGUCUCACUCUGCUUCCCUCGCCUGCCUCUGAAAGGGUUUAAUUACUUUGGAGAGAAGAGGGGAGAGAUCCAGAUCCCAGAUCUGGCUCCAGACUGACCCAAAAAGCAGGACCAGGAUUUAAAUGAACUAUGGAUCUGAAGGACAGCACCAGCGAGGGCAGCAUGGGCAGCCUGCAGCCUUCCAGCAUCCAGAUUUUUGCCAACACCACCACGCUCCACGGGAUCCGUCACGUCUUCGUCUACGGGCCGGUCACCAUCCGGCGCCUGCUCUGGACCUUGGCCUUUGUGGGCUCGCUAGGUCUGCUCCUGGUGGAGAGCUCGGACAGGGUGGCUUUUUACUUCUCCUACCAGCACGUGACCAAAGUGGACGAGGUGGUGGCGAACAGCCUGGUGUUUCCUGCUGUCACCAUCUGUAACCUCAAUGAGUUCCGCUUCUCCCGGCUCACCACCAACGACCUGUACCAUGCUGGGGAGCUCCUGGCGCUGCUGGAUGUCAACCUGCAGAUCCCCAACCCUCACCUGGCUGACCCUGCUGUCCUAGCCGCCCUCCAAGAAAAGGCCAACUUUAAGCAGUAUAAACCCAAAGUUUUCAGCAUGCAAGAGUUCCUGGCACGGGUUGGCCACGACCUGAAGGAUAUGAUGCUGUACUGCAAGUUCAGGGGCCAGGAGUGCAACCACAAGGACUUCAAAACUGUGUUUACAAAAUAUGGGAAAUGCUACAUGUUUAACUCAGGAGAGGAGGGGCGGCCUCUCCUCACCACGGUGAAGGGGGGGACAGGGAACGGCCUGGAAAUCAUGCUGGACAUCCAGCAGGACGAGUAUCUGCCCAUCUGGGGAGAAACAGAGGAGACGACGUUCGAGGCCGGAGUCAAGGUGCAGAUCCACAGCCAGUCCGAGCCUCCCUUUGUCCAGGAGCUGGGAUUUGGGGUGGCCCCUGGAUUCCAGACCUUCGUGGCCACCCAGGAGCAAAGGCUGACGUACCUGCCCCCGCCGUGGGGCGAGUGCCGCUCCCCGGAGCUGGGCCUGGCGUUCUUCCCGGUGUACAGCGUGACAGCGUGCAGGAUCGACUGCGAGACGCGCUACAUCGUGGAGAACUGCAACUGCAGGAUGGUGCACAUGCCAGGGGAUGCUCCCUUCUGCACCCCGGAGCAGUACAAGGAGUGCGCGGAGCCCGCGCUCAGUCUCCUGGCAGAGAAGGACAGCAAUUACUGCAUCUGCAGGACCCCCUGUAACCUCACCAGGUACAACAAGGAGCUCUCCAUGGUCAAGAUCCCCAGCAAGACCUCGGCCAAGUACCUGGAGAAGAAGUUCAACAAGUCGGAAAAAUACAUCUCAGAGAACAUUCUCGUGCUGGACAUUUUUUUUGAAGCACUCAACUACGAGACCAUUGAGCAGAAGAAAGCCUAUGAAGUGGCAGCCUUACUUGGUGACAUUGGUGGCCAGAUGGGGCUGUUCAUCGGGGCCAGCAUCCUCACCAUCCUCGAGCUCUUCGAUUACCUGUACGAGCUGAUCAAGGAGAAGUUAUUGGACCUUCUUGGAAAAGAGGAAGAGGACGGGAGCCAUGAGGAGAACGUGAGCACCUGUGAUCCAGUGCCAAACCACUCGGAGAGCCUGAGCCACACUGUGACCGUGCCCCUGCAGGCCCCGCUGGGGACGCUGGAGGAAAUCGCCUGCUGACCCCUCCCCACCACAGUGCCCACCCCGAGGAAGGAAAACUGCACAGGGAAAACAGGGACCCAGCUCAGUCCCUGGGUUUCAGUGGCAGAAGGAGCAUCCCAGAAUUCUCCAUUCCCAGCGCCGUAGGCUGAGAGUUUUCCAAUAAAGAGAUCCCAAAGUCGGCGCUCUCGGAUUCUUCCCCCGGCCGCGUCCUCCGCGUGAGCUUGGGCUGAAUCCCGAGCUCAGCCCAAGGUGAGCAUCCCUGGAGAGGAGCCACAGGGAUCCCUAUGGAUCAUCUCAGCCCUGCUGUGCCUGCAGAGGCCAGGAGCAGCAAGUGGGGUUGGGUUCGUUCAUUUCUUUAAUUUUUUGGGGGGAAUUUUUGCAAUUUCCUUCUUCUCCCGUUCAUGGAUUCUGUGCUUUCUCCUCGUUCUCCUGACUGAUAUUAAAGCUGGUCUUGUGGAAA